This is a messenger RNA of Oryza brachyantha (malo sina), 646 nucleotides long. RefSeq names its product ethylene-responsive transcription factor 14-like. The coding region runs from base 1 to 381 and encodes 126 amino acids. NCBI's taxonomy places the organism in Eukaryota, Viridiplantae, Streptophyta, Magnoliopsida, Poales, Poaceae. The record is from RefSeq and is a predicted model, not a curated record. The transcript has a single exon. Gene Ontology annotation, biological process: regulation of DNA-templated transcription; ethylene-activated signaling pathway. Gene Ontology annotation, molecular function: DNA-binding transcription factor activity; DNA binding.
AUGGACGGCGGAUGGGACGAUCAUGGCAAGGACGGCGGCGAGACCACCAAGUACCGCGGCGUGCGGCGGCGGCCGUCCGGCAAGUUCGCGGCGGAGAUCCGCGACUCCAGCCGGCAGAGCGUCCGCGUGUGGCUGGGAACCUUCGACACGGCCGAGGAGGCGGCACGGGCUUACGACCGCGCCGCCUACGCCAUGCGCGGCCACCUCGCCGUGCUCAACUUCCCCAACGAGGCUCGCAACUACGUGCGCCGAGGUGCAGGGUCUUCGUCUUCGUCUUCCCGGCAGGUGAUCGAGCUGGAAUGCCUGGACGACGAGGUGCUGCAGGAGAUGCUCAAGGGCGGCGACGAUCAGCACAGGUCAGCUGGGACCAAGAGGAAUUAACCAUGCAUACUACUUCCUAUACUAAUUAUAUAUGUACUAAUUAAUUAACUAGCUACGUAUUUAUACACCUAGCUAGCUAGCUAUAUAUAUACAUCUGCAUAUGCACUGAUCACUGCUAGCUAGCUGCUGUGUGCAUGUACGUACAUGCAUAUAUCUAUGGCCGGAUAGAUCAAGAUCAGACUGAUCAUAUCAGCUGGUUCCGAUCUAAUCUUCUUCUCUACCUUUUCGAUCGAUAUCUUCUCCUUUCUCAGCGAGAGAGAGAGAU